Messenger RNA from Paramecium pentaurelia, 3814 nucleotides. NCBI's taxonomy places the organism in Eukaryota, Ciliophora, Oligohymenophorea, Peniculida, Parameciidae. The record is from the annotation of a GenBank genome assembly.
AUGAGUUAUAUUAGUUUAACCAUAUAUUUGAAAAUGUGGUUGUUUAUUAGAGUUAUUUUCUGUUCAUUAGUAAAUAUUUUAAAUAUUUUAGACUACUUAUUAUAUUUAUCCUGAUGAGAAUAUCUAUUCAAAGAAUUAUGGAUAUGCAAUUGAUAUUAAUAAAGAUAAUUUUGAUGAAUAAAGUAUUGAGAAAUAAAAUAUUGAAUUACUAAGAGAAAUAAAAAUAGAAAAUGAAUAGUCUAUAGAACUAAAUGGAGAUGAACGAUUAUUUAGCUUUAUCUUAGAAGAUUAUAUAGAUGUGAUUAUAUUAAAGAAUAAAAGUAUUGAAUGCUUAUAUUAGAUUAACAAUUAUUUAUAUAAUAAUGAUGAAAUAAUUAUUGAAAAAAAAGAAUGUUUACUUUUGUUAAAUCAAUCAUAUUGUUACCAAUUACAUUAUUUGGAUAAAUUUAUUUAUAUAAUUUAAUGUAAAUACGAUGAAAAUACUACAAUAUUUUAAAUAGUUAAUUAAUCAUAAAUAUUAGAUGAAAUUAUGAUACCAAUUUAACCAUUUUGUAAAUAAGAUUCAAUAUUUAAUAAAGAGACAUUAAUAUUUUAUAAUAAAUAAUGUUAAAGCACUUAAUUUUACUCAAUUUAAAUAUAUAAUCUUUCAUUUUAAAAUACUUAAUUAUAUGAUUUAACAGAAACAAAAGAACUUACAGAAAAUAGAGCAUAACUUUUAGAUAUAUAAUUUAUCACUCAAAGCAACUUGUAUAUAAUUUAUUCUAAUUAAAUCAUUUCAUUUUUUCUUGAAACUAAGGUAAUAUAUAUUCUGUAUUCACAUUUUGAUGUUGAAAUUAAGUAAUUUAAGUUUUUAAAUUAUUAAACUCUAAAUUAUGUUGUUAAAGUAAAUAAGGAAACUUAAUAAUUAUAUUUGAAUGAUUAUAAAUUCGAUUUAAGUAUAUAAGACUUUUAAAAUAUUUUUAUAAUUAAAAGAAAUGUUAUUUUAUUUCACUUCACAAAUAAGUUAUUUAUUAAAGUUAAUUCCUUUUCCUCAAAUGAAAUAUCAAUUAACAUAAAUAACUUAAUUUAAAUUGGUGAAUUACCUUAUUUUAUGGUAUUAUCAAAUUAGUAGUUGAAAUUAAUUAAAUUAUCCUUACCAAAAUCUAUAGUAACCUAUAACAAUUCUGAUUUAAUAUAUUUUAUAUAAGCAGCAUUAAAAAAUGGUUCUAAAUUUUUGAUUAAUCUCAAAUUGUUCGAUCCAAAUAAUCCAAUUCAACAUUUUCAGGAAACCAAAUUAUUUUAUGAAACAAAUAAUCCAAAUGAUUAAAUAUGCAUAUCAAACUAGAUAUAUAAAAGAACACUUCCUAUCAAGAUAAUGUAAAUUAUGGAGAAUUAAAAACAACUAUAAAUUUUAGAGAAUCCAAAAGCAUAAUUUCUAUCCUACUUAGAUUGGACUCUUACUAUUGGCAAUAUUAUAUUUUUACAAAGACUCAAAGAUGAGCAAAUACUUAUAGGAUUGAAAUAAGAAGAUAAAUUUAUUAAGUUGAUAUUUUUUUCAAAUGGUAGACCUAUAAAAAAACAUUAGCUUAAAUUACUUGAUAAUUUUAUAGAAAUAUUUUUUAUAAGAUAGCCUAUGCAUUUAGUAAUAAUAUAUUAAAAUUAAAUUGAAAUUUAUAAAUUAGGAUUUGAUAAAGUAGAAAAGACUAUUAGAUAUAUUGAUGUCAUGAUAAUAAAAGCAAUUUAAAUUAAAUAUUUUGUGCAUUAUUUACUUGAAGAUUGUAAUAUGAUGUCGAUUCAACUUUUUGGAGAUUAUUUUAUUAUAGGGAAGAAUUAUUAUAAAUAUGAUUGUAAAACCUCUCUUUAAUUUUAUAAAAAUGAUAUAUAUAUUGACAAUCAUUCUUUGAAUUUCAAACAUAGAUAAUAAGUAACACAGAUAAUAACACUAAAAGAGAAGAUAUCUGAAAUAAAAAAUGUACUAUCAGAUUAUCUUCUAUUGUUCACUAGUCUUGAUAAUAAUUAUUAUAUCAAAUUAUAUCUAGUCUUAAAAGAAGAAUUACUUUUUCUUUACACUCUUCCUACAUAUAAUUAUAUUAUUUAAUUCCCAUUUCAUUACAAAAUUCAGAAUUCUACCCUAAUGAUAAGAGCAAAAGGUUCUAUUUAAGGAUCCUUUAUAUUGAUUUAUGAUUUAACAUAAACAGCAGUUGAAUCUUUAAUUUAAAUUACUGAAAUUGAUAGUGAAGAAAGAGUUUUAUUUGAUUUUAUUAAUGAUGAAGAAUAUAUAUACUAAUAUCAAGGAUAAUUAUAGAUUCAAAAUAUACAUUAACCAUGUUUUAACUUAAAGAUAUUUCAUGAAAGUCAUAGUUUUGUUUAGAAUAAGGCAAUCGUAAUUAAAACUUAAUCUUUGAUUAGCAAUUAAAAUAUAGAUCUAGACUUUCAUCUUUUUAAAAUUAACAAAAAUUACAAAUUAGAAUUAUUAAAUUAAAAUGAAAUAAUACUCACUGAUAAUACUAUUAAUUUUAAGAAUAUUUUUGGUAAUAUAGAAGAUAUUUAAAUUAUUGGAUAAGAAAAUAAUUAAGUUUAUUAAUCAUUAAUUUUUACAAAUAAUUCUAUUAGUUGUAUUUUUUAUAGAUUUGGUAUCUGUAUUAAUCAAACAUAAAUUUUGAGAAAUAUUUUUGAUUUAAACACAUCUACUCCAAUUGAUUAUUAGGAUAUGGUAUUCUCCUUAUUUUAUAUUGGUUAUAAUCCAGAUAAUUGUAAUCAUGCUAUCUAUAUGCAGUAAAAAGAUUUUAUAUUUGUAAAUGAAUUUAAUUUUUGCUAUAACAAUACUAAAUUAAAAAAAAAUUAUAAGAUCCUAGCUGAAUAUAAUUAUUUACAUAUUGAGAUUAAAGAUAUGAUUUAAAUAAAUGAUUUGCAGAUAUUUAGAUACUCUAGUGAUUAUCUUCUUUUUUCUUUUUAAUUUUAUUAUCUUUAGGAUUCAAAACUUACAAAAUCCUUCAAAAAUUAAGUAUUUUAGUGUAUUGAUGUUGCAAAAAUUGAUAAUUUCACCUACUUAUUUUUGAAUAUCCAUUUUAAUUAUUUUGAAAUAAGAAUUAUAAACAUUACGAAAGUUGAUGAAAAUCCAACAUAUGAUAUACUUCACUAUGAGUAAUAAAAAUGGAAUGACUUGCUUUCUAAUCUUUAGACAUAAUUUUCCUAAAACGCGCCUGGCAAGAUGUAAAUAUAUUAGGUUAAUUAAAUUAACAAUCAAACUGAAAUUAAGUUUAUAGUAAUUAAUAAAUUUAAUCUAGCAUUCUUAAUCAAAUUAACAGUUGAUCUAAAUGAUUUAAAUAAUAUUAAUUUUGAAUAAUAAGGAAUAAUAAGAUUUGAAUAAGAAGCAUUAUUUUCUAGUUUACUCUUCAUUGAUAACAAUUAUGCAAUUCUUAGUUUUUAAUGUGAUGAACAUAAAUUUAUUAAUAUAUUUGAUAUAAGCAAUUUAUCAGAACAUAAAAAUAUUGAUAGUAUCUAAAAGUUUACCAAUAAUAAUUAUACAGCAAUCGAAAGAUACAAUGAAACUCAUUUUGUAAUUGUUGAAAAUAUCCUAAGUAAAUAUUUAUAAAUUCAUUUAAUUAUUAUUGAUAAAGUAAGAGUAGAAUGUUAAGGACAAUGCACAAAACCUGCUUAUUUAAAGUUAAGUAAUAAAGUAUCAGAAAUUUUAAUUCAAAUAAAAUUUAAGUAUGGGUAAGAGAUAAAUAGUUAUAUACAAUUAGUAAUAAUUAUUUCUACUUUGAUUAGUAUUGUGAUCAAAUUAGUUACUAAAAAAGUGAAAAAUAUUAAUAGAAAAUAGAAUUAAAUUUGA